Messenger RNA from Vitis vinifera (wine grape), 1057 nucleotides. Its product is annotated as cell division topological specificity factor homolog, chloroplastic. The coding region runs from base 171 to 872 and encodes 233 amino acids. The transcript is spliced from 2 exons. Gene Ontology annotation, biological process: cell division; regulation of division septum assembly; chloroplast fission. The record is from RefSeq and is a predicted model, not a curated record. NCBI's taxonomy places the organism in Eukaryota, Viridiplantae, Streptophyta, Magnoliopsida, Vitales, Vitaceae.
ACAGUGUCUGAGAUACCUUCCCUCAUUGACCCUGCCUUAGCGCUUUAACCUUUUUGGGCUGCUAGUGUACCAAACUGGAGAGAGAGAGAGAGAGAGAGAGAGAGAGAGAGAGAUAGCGAGAGAGCAAGAGAUUGGUUGAAUUUUGAAGGGUUUUGGAGAAGAAAAUCAAAAUGGCAAUAUGUGGAGAUUUAAGGGUCUCAGCAGCACCAAUGGGUUUCCGUUUUAAGCACCCUUUUGGAGCCUCUCUUCCACCCUCCAAGGUACGGUUUAAGCAUUUUACUAAUGGUGGAUCUGAUAGUUCUGAAAUUAUGCCAAAAUGGUCUUGUAUGGAAAUGGAAAGGUAUAAAACAUGGUGCCAUUAUAACCAGCCUUUUGGGGUAACAGGAGCAAAUAGGCUUCCUAUGGAACCCAUUACCCAAGAUGCAGAGGGUUUCCUCCACAAAAUGACAAGCAUGAGCUUCUUUGAGCGUUUAAACUUGGCAUGGAAGAUACUGUUCCCAUCACCUACAACUAGAAGGAACUCAAAUGCAAGAAUUGCCAAGCAGCGUUUGAAGAUGAUCCUCUUCUCAGAUCGAUGUGUAGUUAGUGAUGACGCAAAGCAGAAGAUUGUGAGCAACAUUGUGGGUGCUCUAUCUGAAUUUGUGGAGAUAGACUCACAAGAUAAAGUUCAUCUUAAUGUCUCAACAGAUCCAGAUCUUGGGACUGUCUACUCCAUCACAGUGCCUGUUCGGCGUGUUAAGUCUAAAUAUCAAGAUGAGGAUGAGGAUGAGGAUAGGAUCAUAACCAAUAUCGAAUACAAAGACACUGGGGAGAGAUCUGACUCGGUUGAUGUUAGGUUUGAUUUUUUCGUUCCUAAUGAAAACUCUCAGUAAUUUGUAAAAUUGGUUUCUUUCCAGUGUGCAGAAAAGCUGAACAUGCUCAUUUGCAUUCUAGCUAGAAAAGGGGUAUUUUCCGAGUAAGACAAAUUUUGUUGUUGAGCUGGUUGGAUGAUGAGUUAUAUUAGAGAUUAUGAGUUAUAUUAGAAGAUUCGAUUGUAAAUGGAAAAAAAUUGCUCUUA